Molecule: messenger RNA, 7105 nt
Organism: Xiphias gladius (swordfish)
Lineage: Eukaryota; Metazoa; Chordata; Actinopteri; Istiophoriformes; Xiphiidae
Product: mitogen-activated protein kinase kinase kinase kinase 4-like
Exons: 32
Coding region: 38-4513 (1491 amino acids)
Biological process (GO): protein phosphorylation
Molecular function (GO): ATP binding; protein kinase activity
Source: RefSeq, a predicted model, not a curated record
UUAUCACCGUUUUUUUUUUUUUUUUUUUUAAACGAAAAUGGCGAACGACUCUCCGGCCAAAAGUCUGGUGGAUAUAGACCUGGCAUCCCUGCGGGAUCCUGCUGGGAUUUUCGAGUUGGUGGAAGUAGUCGGAAAUGGCACCUAUGGACAAGUCUACAAGGGUCGUCAUGUCAAGACAGGACAACUGGCAGCCAUCAAAGUCAUGGAUGUCACCGAGGAUGAAGAGGAGGAAAUCAAGCUGGAAAUCAACAUGCUGAAGAAGUACUCCCACCACAGAAACAUAGCCACCUACUAUGGAGCCUUCAUCAAAAAAAGUCCGCCGGGCCACGACGACCAGCUAUGGCUGGUGAUGGAGUUCUGUGGUGCAGGUUCCAUCACAGACCUGGUGAAGAACACCAAAGGCAACUCACUGAAGGAGGACUGGAUCGCCUACAUCUCCCGAGAGAUCCUCAGGGGAUUAGCUCACCUGCAUGCUCAUCAUGUCAUCCACCGCGACAUCAAGGGACAAAAUGUGCUGCUGACUGAAAACGCUGAGGUGAAACUGGUGGACUUUGGUGUGAGUGCUCAGCUGGACCGGACGGUAGGUCGAAGGAACACCUUCAUCGGGACACCAUAUUGGAUGGCUCCAGAGGUCAUUGCUUGUGAUGAAAACCCAGACGCCACCUACGACUACAGGAGCGACCUGUGGUCCUGUGGAAUCACAGCCAUAGAGAUGGCGGAGGGAGCCCCCCCACUGUGUGACAUGCAUCCAAUGAGAGCCCUCUUCCUCAUUCCCAGAAACCCUCCUCCUCGACUCAAGUCCAAAAAAUGGUCAAAGAAGUUCUUCAGCUUCAUUGAGGGCUGCCUGGUGAAGAAUUACACUCAGCGUCCCCCUACUGAGCAGCUGCUGAAACACCCGUUCAUCCGGGACCAGCCCAACGAGAGGCAGGUCCGCAUCCAGCUCAAAGACCACAUCGACCGAACCAAGAAGAAGAGGGGCGAGAAGGAUGAGACUGAGUAUGAAUACAGUGGCAGUGAAGAAGAGGAGGAAGAGGCAUCUGAGCAAGAAGGAGAGCCAAGCUCCAUAGUCAACGUGCCGGGUGAGUCGACCUUGCGCCGUGACUUCAUCCGGCUGCAGCAGGAGAACAAGGAGCGCUCGGAGGCUCUGCGCCGCCAACAGCUCCUCCAGGAACAGCAGCUCCGCGAGCAGGAGGAGUACAAGCGCCAGCUACUGGCUGAGAGGCAGAAACGUAUCGAGCAGCAGAAGGAGCAGAGGAGACGGCUGGAGGAGCAACAACGGCGUGAGCGGGAGAUGAGGAGGCAGCAGGAGCGCGAGCAGCGCCGGCGUGAGCAAGAGGAGAAGAGACGCAUCGAGGAGAUGGAGCGACGCCGAAAAGAGGAGGAAGAGCGUAGGAGGGCCGAGGAGGAAAAGAGGAGGGCCGACCGAGAACAGGAGUACAUCCGUCGCCAGUUGGAGGAAGAGCAGAGGCACCUGGAGAUCCUGCAGCAGCAGCUGCUCCAUGAACAGGCCAUGCUGCUGGAGUAUAAAUGGCGGGAGCUUGAGGAGCAGCGCCAAGCACAGAAGCUCCAGAGACAACUGCAGCAGGAGCAGGCCUACCUGCUGUCCCUCCAGCAAAACCAGAACCUGGCCAGUAGCAAAACAGCCCCGCAACAGAGCACCAAACCCCCACAGAACGUUGAACCCGAUAGCGUAAAGCCCCCGCAGAGUCCUGGCCCGGAUGCAACAAAACAACCACAGAACACUGACUUUGAGAGGACACGGUCCAGUCAGAAUCACAGUCUGGAGAAAACUACAGACACCAAGCUACCUGUCGCUGACCUCCAAGGCCCCGCCCCUGACUCUGAGUCAGUCAGAGAGGCUGAUGAGCGAUACCGGAAGAACAUCCAGGGCUCUCCCCAGUCAGCUCAGACCAAACCACAGCAGCCUCCGGUGCCGCCGCGCUCCGAGUCUUCCUACCCCAACGGGAACCCGGCAUCUGAGGCGCCCGCCAUGCACCGCCCUGUGGAACCACAGGUCCGUUCCCAUCUGGCUGCUUUAAAGAGCAGCGGCAGCGCGGCCUCAAACUCCUCCGCUACCACGCCGCCCGUUGUGUCGCGCUCGCACUCCUUCAGCGAGCCACUCGCCCCUAGCUUUGAAAAUCUUCACCUUCGCAACAGCCAGGAACUCCACCAACACCAUCACCCUCCAUCUUCAUCACCAUCUUCCUCAUCAUCAACGCCUGCACGCACUGACCCACAACCCCACCCCCAGCCUAGGCCCUCCCCCCAUGAACCGGCCCCCUCAGAGGUCCCGCCCAGGGUUCCUGUAAGGACUACGUCAAGGUCCCCGGGGUUGUCGAGGCGAGACUCGCCUCAUCACCACGGCAGCGCCUCACACAGCAGCCAAGCCGUGCAUCGCAAUGCCGCCAGUGCAGCGGAGCCUCGGCUGCUGUGGGAGCGAGUGGAGAAACUGGUUCCCAGACCAACCAGUAACAGCGGCAGCGGAGGCUCCAGUUCCUCCAGCAGCUCCAGUAACUCCAGCUCUCAGCCCAGUUCUCACUGCGGCUCUGGAGAGAGGUUCAGGGCCCGCUCCUCUUCCAAAUCGGAGGGCUCGCCCCUCCAACGGCCAGAGAAUGCUGGGAAAAAACCAGAGGAGAGGAGGGACUUGGUCAGGCCGAACAGACCAGCGGACCUGACGGCUCUGGCCAAGGAGCUGCGUGCAGUGGAUGACGUUCGCCCCCCAAAUAAAGUGACGGAUUAUUCAUCCUCCAGUGACGAAUCAGACACCACCGAUGAGGAUGACGACGAAGAGGUGGACCAGGAGGCAGGUGAAGAGUCGACCUCUGGCCCGGAGGACUCCAGAGCUGUUUCUUCCAGGCUGAGCAAUGGAGAGACAGAGUCAGUGAAAACCAUGAUCGUCCACGACGAAGGCGAGAGCGAUGCAGGCUCAACGCCCUGCAAAGACAGCACUCUGAUCGUCAGACAGAGUGCAGGUGACAAGAGAAAGCAUCCGGGCCCGGGCCCGGGCCAAGCCCAGACCCCUGGCCUGCUUGCAGGCUUUGCCCCAAGCCCCGGCUCGGUGUCGGGCCCGGGUCUCGGCCACCACACCCCAAGCCCCCACCAUCAUCAUCAUCACCACCACCACCAUCACCCCACACAGCACACGGACAGGAACGGCUUUGCGAGCCGCAUCCACCACCUCCCAGACCUGAUCCAGCAGAGCCACCAUUCCUCCCCCUCCUCCUCUGCAUCCAACUCCCCUUCCUCCUCCAGCCUUGCCAGCCCCUCCUCCAUGUCCCCCCAGAGUCCCCUGGACAAGCUCGGCAUCCUCACAGAGAGCCAGUCUAGUAGCAACAUGCAGAAACACAAGUCUUCUUCCUCCUUCACUCCGUUCAUCGACCCACGCCUCCUCCAAGUCUCUCCAUCCACCGGCAGUGCCCUCAACAAUGUUGGCUACGCCAACGACGCCCGGCUGGCGGAGGCGCUGAGGGCCGACCCAUCUCGGAAGGGCUCCGUGGUCAACGUUAACCCGGUCAACACUCGCCCUCAGAGCGACACGCCAGAGAUCCGCAAAUACAAGAAGAGGUUCAACUCUGAGAUCCUGUGUGCUGCACUCUGGGGAGUGAACCUGUUGGUGGGAACGGAGAGCGGUCUGAUGCUGUUGGAUCGAAGCGGUCAGGGGAAAGUUUAUCCUCUGAUCAACCGACGACGCUUCCAGCAGAUGGACGUCCUGGAGGGUCUCAACGUUCUGGUUACUAUAUCAGGUAAGAAGAACAAACUCCGCGUGUACUACCUGUCCUGGCUGAGGAACAAGAUUCUGCACAAUGACCCCGAGGUGGAGAAGAAGCAGGGUUGGACCACUGUUGGAGACCUGGAGGGCUGCGUCCACUACAAAGUUGUGAAAUAUGAGAGGAUCAAAUUCUUGGUUCUGGCCCUGAAGAACUCAGUGGAGGUCUACGCCUGGGCACCCAAGCCCUACCACAAGUUCAUGGCCUUCAAGUCUUUUGGUGACUUGGUGCACAAACCCCUGCUGGUUGACCUGACCGUGGAGGAAGGUCAGAGGCUAAAGGUCAUCUACGGCUCAUGCUCAGGCUUCCACGCCGUGGAUGUCGACUCCGGGGCUGUCUACGACAUCUACCUGCCCACACACAUCCAAACCAGUAUCCAGUCUCACGCCAUCAUCAUCCUGCCCAACACCGAUGGCAUCGAGCUGCUGGUGUGCUACGAGGACGAGGGUGUUUACGUUAACACCUACGGACGCAUCACCAAGGACGUGGUGCUGCAGUGGGGGGAGAUGCCCACCUCAGUGGCGUACAUUCGUUCAAACCAGAUCAUGGGUUGGGGGGAGAAGGCCAUAGAGAUCCGCUCAGUGGAGACCGGCCAUCUGGAUGGUGUCUUCAUGCACAAGAGAGCCCAGAGACUCAAGUUCCUCUGUGAAAGAAAUGACAAGGUGUUCUUUGCCUCCGUUCGGUCCGGAGGUUCCAGCCAGGUCUACUUUAUGACUCUGGGCCGAAGCAACCUGCUCAGCUGGUAGAGGUCCAACCCCUGACCCCCCCCUCCUCCUCCUCCUCCUCGUCCUCCUGCUCCUCCUCAUCGUCCUCAUUGUCCUCCAACCCCCCGCUAACACUGGAUCUGAACCCCCCCCCACCCAUGGACAACAAAAAGAGAACAAAAACAACCAACCAACCAGCCCUUUUGGAGCAGUCGACAACAAUGGCUUCACCUUCCCUCUGGAGCCACAGCCUUGCUGCAUCCAAGCUCCGGGGCUGCCUGCCGCACAGUGACAACCGUUCAGGCAGUCACCCGUCAACCCCACCCCCCCCCGAAAUACCGGAAGUGACGGCUCGUGUACAAAAUAAAAUCGGUGAUUAAUUAAUAUAUGAAAGGAAGUAGAAAUAAAUUAAAUGUGAAUUCAAGAAAAGGGGGCAAAGGACUUUUUGUCUCCCUCUCUCUUUUCUUGGUGCUCAUCAGAUUGCAAUGGGAUACAUUUUGUACCUCUGCAUCAUUUCUGUGCUCCUGGGCUGGUCAGUAAGCUUGAGGUCUUCUACUAGUACUGCUGCCCCUAUUACUACUACUACUACUGCUACUACCUGCUGCAGGUCUGCCUCUUCUAAGAGAGUUCCCCCUCUGCCCCGGGUCCUUGCCCUCCACCCUUGCUUGUGAGCAUUUCAUGGGGCCGGUGGGGUCGGAGUCUGUCGUUCUAAUGCUACAGUAGCGUGUGUAAAUGUACUUCUGUUUGGUCCGGUUACUGCUUACAUGCUGGUUAGAGGUCGUGACUGUCAGCCAGGGGGGGGGGGUACACUGUAAAACCCUGGAGCUGGUGGGACUCAUCACGGAGACAAGCAGGCGGGAGGGGCCCUAAUAUUUGAGGUUUUACUGUAAGUCUGAUCGAUGGGAUUCGACAGGAGGGGGUGCGCGUCGUUGAAGUAUUGUGUUGUUCGGAAAGGUGCUUUAAAAAAAGGGGACGAUGGAGAAAGAGAUGUUGAAGCAGAUGGAUUUCAGAAUAGUAUUUUUUGAAUUAUUACUAUUAUUCCUCGAAGAUAAGUGUAACUAUGUGGAGUUAAACAUGUUCUUUACCUUGUUCUUUUUUAAGAUUUAUGCACAUCCACCCACAGUCCACAGUUUGCUUGCUUGUACUCUGAGCCCACAGAGGUGCAAGGUGUGUUCGCCUAAGAAGAAAGUGAUGUGGGCGUGGUCCAAAAACUAAACUAAACAAAGGUGUCUAUGUACAAUAAAAGUUAAUUUAAGCUUCCGGAUAGUGUCAGUGGUCGCGUUUUUCUCAAACCAGUCAAACGUGACCACCUAAACUCAACUCGGGUGGUGAGGUCAGCUAAUGUCUCUCAACUCGAGAAACUUGAACUGCUGUGAAUAGUCAAAUAGUAGAUGGGGGGGGUGAGAAUGGAGCGAUAAAGUAGAGAGGACAGUUCAGAAAGUGUGUGUGCGUGUGCGGCCAGAGAGUUCAGUGUCAUGGACAAACUGGAUUUGCAUGGCAGAGAGGUAAACGUAUGGUCGGCAGGCUUGAUUCAGUAGAGCUUUUUCUGGAAGGCGGUUUUUCUAUUUUCCGUUUCUUUAUUUCAAAUCAUUUCAUUUUUCAUUUGUAUCAUCUGUAUGAAUGCAAUGCACUAAGUGUCACGAAUGUAGACAGACUUAUUACUGUGUGGCGGUCUAUGGCAUGAGAUGAUGUUUUUGCUUUGUAUCUUGUCACAAGUGAUCAAUCCUAGAUGUUCAAUUUCGAGUUAAGACGAUUGGAAGCUGCAGCGGCCGAGCCUCUACGUCGGGUGUAGAUAUUUUGCUUUUGGGGGGAGGGAGGGGGGAAUUCUGUAUUUGUUUUGCAGCCUUUUUACACAGCUGUGAGAAUCUGUGAGAAAGCAAAUGCCUUGAGUGUGUCAGAGCUGAGGAGGGUGUCUUCUGGCAUUCUGCGAGUCCGCUCGCAUACGUCAGGCACUCUUUUCCGUCAGGCGAGGACCUAAACCUGAUCAAUUCAACACUCAGACUCUGGAUUUCAGUGUUACUGUGACGAAACGUUACAAAACAGGCAAAAUGGAGCAGAACUUCUCCUUACUCGGCUGUUUGUGAAGAAACUGAAGACGGAAACCCACUUUUUCGGGAAGGAAUUGUUUUCUCUAUUUUUCUGCUCUCCACUUCCUGCUCCAGCUGUUAUUUAAGUUGUCUGUAUAUGUGAAAGACUGAACAGCAAACUUGCAGCAUCAAUCUCCUUCAGGCCAACUUGCUGGGCUGGAGUUUCCUCCGUUUCCGCGACUCUGAAAGAUUGCACAUCGUUCACUGAAAAAAGGGGGCAAGGGAGAGUUCAAUUUGUGCUCUGACUUCAUGUCCAAAAAUGUCUUUGUCAGGUCACAAACAAGUUUACUUUGGUUGUGUUUUCCCCCUGACAAUAACAGCUACACAUGUGAGCAGUGUUUUGACGCUCCCUCCCCUUGUACAGAGAAGCCGUUUGGACCCCAGUGCUGUGUCGUCUGAGGUCUGUGUGUGCAGUAGUACCCAGUGUGUGUCUCUUAUUGCAUCAAGGCCUUGAUGAGUGGCUGUAUUGACUUCAUGAAAAAAAAAUUGUGGUUAUUAUUGAUAUUCUUAAUGGGCUAAAAAAAAAAAAAAAGAAAAAAAAAAAAGA